UUGUCAACUCAUUAACCAAAUACUUAUUGGUUGCUGUCAAUGCUGUUAUUAACUUUGGUAUUUUCAGGAUUGAAGUCAAUUUUCCUUACUUUAUAAUUCUAUAAAUUCUCUAAAAUGGAGUGGUUAUUCGGUAAGAAAUUAAGUCCAGAGGAAUUAUUGCGUAAAAACCAAAGAGCUCUUAACAAGGCAAUGAGGGACUUGGACAGGGAGAAACAGAAAAUGGAACAACAGGAGAAAAAAAUUAUAAUGGAUAUCAAAAAAUUAGCCAAGGAAGGACAAAUGGAUGCUGUCAAAAUAAUGGCAAGAGAUCUUGUAAGGACCCGGAGGUAUGUUAAGAAGUUCAUGUUGAUGAAAGCUAAUAUUCAAGCUGUAUCGCUGAAAAUUCAGACUCUAAGAUCACAAAAUACAAUGGCUGAAGCAAUGAAGGGUGUUACUCGAGCUAUGGCUAGUAUGAAUAGGCAACUUAAUUUGCCACAAAUUCAAAAAAUUCUUCAAGAAUUCGAAAAGCAAUCUGAAAUCAUGGACAUGAAAGAAGAAGUUAUGAAUGACGCUAUUGAUGAUGCUAUGGAGGAUGAUGCAGAUGAAGAAGAAAGUGAUGCUGUUGUGAGUCAAGUUUUAGAUGAACUAGGCCUACAACUUACAGAUCAACUCUCAAAUCUACCAGAUGCUGGUGGGGCUAUACCUGCAGCUGGUCAAAAACAUCAUGUCCCGGCAGCAGCAGUGGCAGGUGGAGGUGGUGGAGGCAGUGUUUCAGAUAUCGAUGCCGAUUUACAAGCACGAUUGGAUAAUUUGAGAAGAGAGUAGUAGUCAAAUAUCCAGAGAAUAUAAUGCUUAUUUUUUUAACUAACUCGUUCUCCCCAAAAAUAUUGCUAUUUUCAGUGGGUUCAACAAAACUUUAAUUUACUCAUGCUAAGAUGAAUUUUAUUGAUUGAAAUGGAAUUGAUAUUCCUUAUUUACGUAAAUAAAGCCUUGUGGAAGCCACACACCUUAUACAUUGUGCUUAGAAAUAAAAAUUUUUACACAAAUAUUAUUUAAGUGAAAUGUAAAAUAGUGAAUAUAUAAUGUUGAAACUU
Messenger RNA from Harmonia axyridis, 1073 nucleotides. It is a transcript of the gene Vps2, whose product is annotated as charged multivesicular body protein 2a. The transcript is spliced from 3 exons. Lineage: Eukaryota; Metazoa; Arthropoda; Insecta; Coleoptera; Coccinellidae. Bases 115 to 804 code for a protein of 229 amino acids. The record is from RefSeq and is a predicted model, not a curated record. Gene Ontology annotation, biological process: endosome transport via multivesicular body sorting pathway; late endosome to vacuole transport; protein transport. Gene Ontology annotation, cellular component: multivesicular body; ESCRT III complex.